This is a messenger RNA of Achroia grisella, 1682 nucleotides long. Its product is annotated as putative inorganic phosphate cotransporter. The record is from RefSeq and is a predicted model, not a curated record. Lineage: Eukaryota; Metazoa; Arthropoda; Insecta; Lepidoptera; Pyralidae. The transcript has 9 exons. Gene Ontology annotation, molecular function: transmembrane transporter activity. Bases 1 to 1611 code for a protein of 536 amino acids. Gene Ontology annotation, biological process: monoatomic anion transport; transmembrane transport.
AUGGAAAAUGAUGAGCAACCGGUACCAGUGCAGAAACUUCUUGAAGAAGAGGAAGUAGAAUAUGCUAAAUCAGAAAAUACCUUAACUGAUACUCUACGAUCAUGUUGCUUCGUCCCUCAACGUUAUAUAUUAAGCAUCACAGGCUUGUUGGGAGUAUGCAAUGCAUAUACUAUGCGUGUUUGUCUCAAUUUAGCUAUCACUCAGAUGGUUACAUUCAACAAAACUUCAAACAAUUAUUUCGAUGAAAACGCUUGUCCCAGUGAUAAUGUAAUAAACAAUAUUACAACAUUCGACAUUGAGAAAUCGUACAAAACCUUUGACUGGGAUCAGUCUACGCAGGGCCUUAUAUUAAGUGGUUUUUACUAUGGAUAUGCAGUCACACAAGUGCCCGGUGGCUACUUAGCUGAGAGAUUUGGUGGUAAAUGGAUUCUGGGAGUAGGAUUAUUGAGUACAGCUAUAUUCACUUUCCUCACUCCUAUUGUGGUCAACGUAGGUGGUGCAACGUGGUUGUUCAUACUUCGAUUUCUGCAAGGAAUGGGAGAGGGCCCAACUAUGCCAGGUCUCAUGCUUAUAUUAGCUCGAUGGAUACCUCCUCAAGAAAGGUCUCUCCAUGUAGCCCUUGUCUUUGGAGGAGCGCAAAUCGGAAAUAUCUUCGGUUCCUUCAUGUCUGGUAUUCUACUAUCAAAUGGAAGGGAUUGGGCUUAUGUGUUUUAUUUUUUCGGUGGAUUUGGAAUUGUAUGGUUUAUAUUGUGGGCUUUAUUAUGCUACAGUACCCCAAAUACACAUCCAUACAUCUCGAAGAAGGAGUUAGAGUAUUUGAAUAAUAACGUCACGAUUGCUGAGAAUCACAACGCUAAAGAUCCAGUACCGUGGAAAGGGAUGUUGCGGUCGGGACCUGUCUGGGCACUUAUAUUCGCUGCUAUUGGUCACGAUUGGGGUUACUACAUAAUGGUUACGGAUCUUCCAAAAUACUCUCACGAUGUUCUCAAGUUCGAUAUAGCCACCACCGGUACACUGACUGCCCUACCCUAUAUUGCAAUGUUGGUUAGCUCAAUACCAUUUGGCAUGAUCUGUGACUUCUGCAUUAAGAAAGGUUGGCAUUCUGUCAAGACUGGAAGAAUUAUUUAUACUACAAUAGCUGCUACGGGUCCUGCUAUUUGCAUUGUCCUAGCAUCAUAUGCUGGAUGUGAUCGCAUUGCUGCCAUGGUUUACUUCGUAUUAUCUAUGGCACUUAUGGCCGGUUUUUACAGUGGUAUGAAGGUGAACGUGUUAGACCUUGCUCCCAACCACACAGGAACUUUAACUUCACUUCUAAAUACCAUUUCUACAUUUGCUGGUAUGUUAUUGCCGUACCUGAUUGGAUUGAUGACGCCAAAUUCUACACUAGUAGAAUGGCGUGGUGCAUUCUGGGUGUGCUUCGCUGUGCUAGUGGGCACUAAUGUGGUGUACUGCAUUUGGGCAGAUGGCCAGCAACAGUGGUGGGAUGACGUCAGGCAAUUCGGGUAUCCACCGAACUGGAAACACGGACCUAUUAUUAAGGAAAAUAUUCCUGACAAACAAGAAUCUGAAUCUGAAAAAUUAUGUCAAGACCAAAAUGAUUCAAAAUGUUAAUUAUUUAGUUUACUUAUAUUAAAUAUAGCGAAUUUUAUUCAUAGAUAUUCAAUUAAAAAUGGAUAUUUAAA